AAAAAGGAUGUUAUGUUGUUGAUGCCAAAGAGAAAGAGAAAGAGGAAGGGAAAGUGUGCUCGCUCAGUUUGGCGGUCGUUGGGUGCGGCGUACGUCGUCAACGUCAACGCCACAUUUUAGUCAAACACACCUCCCCCAAUUGGGCUUAAUGGCCCAUCCUUUACUCACCCACUUUGUGGCCCACAGAAGCAGGCAGAGAUCAUUGGUCAGCUCGUUGACCGAGCUUCUAAAUGCAGCGGCGAGUCCAUGUGGCCUAUCUACAUCACAUCCUUCUCUUUUCGCCUUUUCCAAGAUUUUGGCUCUCCCCAGUUGCCCAGGUCUUGCUUUAGGAACGUUUGAUUGCUUGAAGGAACCACACAUUCUGUUUUCCUCGAUGUACUACGGUUGUUUGCCCAUGGCACCUGGGGUAACUACAAAUGUGCUGCCUUAUGAUAAUCUGAUGGUCGAGUUAGAUGUCACUAAUGUUCGUCAACUCGAGGACUUUCUUAAUAAUGAAUGCAUGUAUGAUGGUAUAGUCAGAGGAAAAUUGGAUCAGUUGAAAAGAUGCUUCGAGGUUCCAUUUGCUGCUGGUAGGGAUCCAAGGCCAGGAGAACUAGGGGAUAUGUUACACGCAUUGUCAAACUUGUAGUUUCUUUAAUCUAGCUUCUUCUCCCCUUUGGCUCCCAGGAUUUGUAUUUAAAAAGACUCGUACAGAGUGUUAGAAAACCUGACAAUAAUGAUAAUCCUCAUGUUCAGUUC
This is a messenger RNA of Brassica napus (rape), 738 nucleotides long. Its product is annotated as COP9 signalosome complex subunit 7-like. The coding region runs from base 149 to 628 and encodes 159 amino acids. Gene Ontology annotation, cellular component: COP9 signalosome. Lineage: Eukaryota; Viridiplantae; Streptophyta; Magnoliopsida; Brassicales; Brassicaceae. The record is from RefSeq and is a predicted model, not a curated record. The transcript has 6 exons.